CUUUGUCCUGAACUCACUGAUUCUUCUGCUCUCUAAGGAAAUACAACAUCCAACCUCAACCCAUCUCACUGACCUCUCGUUCCUGAGGAACUAAGAAUAUGGAUAAAACCGACGAAGCUGAAUUGGACGAUUUAGAAGAGGUGGUUUAUUUGGAAGAUAUGGAGGAUAUAGAAGCUGAGAAAGCUGUGGAAGGUUUGGAAGCUGCCCCACCCUACCCAGGUCAUCCAUUAGAUUAUGGAGGAACAGAGGUGACCCACCAGCCUGGUUACCAUUCAUCUCCACACCCCACCAUUAAUGUGGGAUACACAGCAUACCCAGAGCCAGGGCUCAAAGCAGGAGUUAACAAUCCAAACUUUCAAGCAGGCCCAAAUCCAGGGAUGUACCCUCCAGGCCCAAACCCAGGAAUGUACCUUCCAGGCCCAAACCCAGGCAUGUACCCUCAAGCCACCAGUCCAACCCCAGGGAUGUACCCUCAAGCCACCAAUGUAACAACCACAGUGAUGCUCCCGAGCCUGCGUGAUUUACCUGGCCAAACCAUGUGCCCUCACUGUAAGCACCAGGUGAUCACUAUCACAGAUUAUUACAGUGGACUCAUGACCUGGCUGGCCUGCGGAUGUCUCGCCCUUAUUGGGUGCUGGCCCUGUUGUAUAGCGCCAUUCUGGAUGGAUUCUUGUAAAGAUGUGGAGCAUCGCUGCCCUAAUUGCAACAACAUCCUCUCAUUCUACAAACGCCUGUGAUGUGGAAAACACCUAUGCCACUCUGUACAACAUCUUUCUAGCUCUAGGUCUGAUUUUAAUGGGAUCUAAUGGGUAGAAGACAUAGGAAUGUGUUGGAAUUUAAUUUCACAUAGGUUGUAAUGUACAAAAGAAAUCCUAAUGCCAGGCUUAAAAAAUGAGUGAUAUAUUUUACCGCUUAACUGAAUGCAACAAUUGUGACACAAGUAGUAUAACUCAUGAUAAGUGUUCACAUGGUAUGAAAUAUUUAUAAAAAUUAUGGCCUGGAUUCAUUGUGCUUAUAGUAAAAAUACAGUCCUUAAUUUUACAUGUGAAGGAUGUAUAGCUAUAAAACUUUAAAUAGACAUACACUGUAGGCAACUUGUGAGCUUGAAAUACAUGAAAACUGCUUUGUAAGUAAAAAUCUAAAACAUUGUAAAUAGCCAUUUUAAAGCUUAUAUUCAAGUUCUGUAAAAUUUAGAUUGCUGUUGUAGAUAUUGUAGUGUAAAUUUGAAUGUCUCUUAAACUACAAAAUGUUUUAAGUUCACAGGCACCUAACUUAGUUGGGCAGUCGGAUAAUAUUCCAUUUUAUUGCUAUUCCAGGCUAUUCUACAGUAAUUCUCAAUUCAUAACUCUAAAUGUCAAGUCUCAACCUUUCAUAAUUAGACUCCCUUAAAUUAACGGUCUCAGGGUUAACUACUGUUAUUAUCAUUAAAAUGAAUCUCAUUAGAUUGUUUAAAGACAUCAAGCUAAAUAUAGUGAAGCGAGUUCAUCCUAGAAUGAAUGUGUCUUGCUGAAGCUAACUGCUUUACUCAACAGUACUUUUGUUAUUGCGGAGCUACAUUUAAUUAUUUGUUGCUUGAUUUCCUGUAAUUUAGUAGACUCUUUUUUUUUAUCCCCAAAGAGAUUUACAGGAUACUGGUUGGUACUGGGGACAGUAUCUAUUAAAUAACCUUGGAUUGAAUUCUUUGCUCAUGGGCAAAAUAGUUGCUGAGAGUAUGGAGAGUAAUUCUCUUCCUAAAUGUGCACUUUGAAAGAAGCUUCUGCUCUGUAUGUAUAUGUAAAAUAGUUAUAUUAAAAUUAAAGGUGGAAUUUUG
Myxocyprinus asiaticus (Chinese sucker) is the source of this 1810-nucleotide messenger RNA. Its product is annotated as lipopolysaccharide-induced tumor necrosis factor-alpha factor homolog. The record is from RefSeq and is a predicted model, not a curated record. Bases 99 to 737 code for a protein of 212 amino acids. Gene Ontology annotation, molecular function: zinc ion binding. The transcript is spliced from 8 exons. NCBI's taxonomy places the organism in Eukaryota, Metazoa, Chordata, Actinopteri, Cypriniformes, Catostomidae.